UUAUUAGUUAAUUACGUCUUGUCCCCGCCUUCGCCUCCUUCCCGUCUCCACCUUGCAGCAGAAGCUAGGGAUUCAAUAUCACUGAAAGCCAUGGCAAGUUCAAGCUCUGCGGCUCGCAUCGAUCCCGAGCUCGUCAUCUCCCACAAAUUCCUCGAAGAGAGUUUCUCGUACAGUGAAAGAGAUGCUGCGAUUUAUGCUCUAGGCGUUGGAGCUUGUGCAGGGGAUGCGGUUGACGAGAAAGAGCUCAAGUACGUUUACCAUCGGGAUGGUCAGCGAUCCAUUGAAGUUUUGCCUACUUUUGCUGCUUUGUUUCCAUUUAAAAACAAUAAAGGUUUCAUUCUUGCAGAUGUGCCUGGUUUGGAGUUUGACCCCAAGCUACUAUUGCAUGGCCAGCAAUACAUAGAAAUCUACAAGCCUUUUCCUUCUAGUUGCUCUGUUAAGAAUAAAGUAACCGUUGCUGGCUUGCAUGACAAAGGUGUGUAUGCGACUUUGCUUCUUCAAAUUGGUUAAGAUCUACUGGCAACAUUUUUCAAACCUUAUGUUCUUGUAUCAAACAAUGGCAUUUUUUAAUUAGCAUUUAAAAGAAAAGAGUGUUGAAAAGGUCGAAAUGAGACUUCAUUAAGGUGCAUAUGUAGUAAAACUAAGAUGAAUAGAUGGAAAAAUUAUUAUAUUAAAGACUGGGAGUAACACUUAUUAAAGAUAAAGUAAGGAAAAUUGACUUAGUUGUUUUGGGCAUGAUAGAGGGCAGAAUGCACUAAUAAGGUGCAUGGACAAAAUGAAUAUAGAAAAACUUGGAAGAAAAAAAAAGGCAGAUCCAAUAAGUUUUAAGUACUAAGAUCAAUGUGAUAUCAAGGAUUCCUUUUUGCUUCAA
Molecule: messenger RNA, 871 nt
Organism: Dendrobium catenatum
Lineage: Eukaryota; Viridiplantae; Streptophyta; Magnoliopsida; Asparagales; Orchidaceae
Product: enoyl-CoA hydratase 2, peroxisomal-like
Exons: 6
Coding region: 91-510 (139 amino acids)
Cellular component (GO): peroxisome
Source: RefSeq, a predicted model, not a curated record